AUGGUAGCUUCCUAUUCAAGGUAUCUUCCAUCACUCGAAGACCUUGUAAAGCUCUUAAAACUCUCCGCCGAUACUAAAAAUCUAAACUUUGGCAAAACCAUCCACACUCAGUUGCUCAUUCGCCACCAAUCUUCAAACCACCACUCCCACAUUAUUCAAACCAACUCCCUAAUCAAUCUCUACGUCAAAUGCUCUAAACUCCGUUUCGCACGUUACCUGUUCGAUGAAAUGCCCAUUAGAAACGUUGUUUCUUAUAAUGCUUUGAUGGGUGGGUAUUUGCAUAAUGGGGAGCAUUUUGAAGUUAUUUCACUCUUCAAAAAAAUGGUUUCGUUGUUUCAAAAUGAUGUUUUAGUCUUACCAAAUGAGUAUGUGUUUUCGACUGUUCUUUCUGCUUGUGCUCAUAGUGGAAGAGUUUUCGAAGGGAUGCAAUGUCAUGGGUUUUUGUUCAAGUUUGGUUUGAUUUUUCAUCAAUAUGUGAGAAGUGCUCUUGUUCAUAUGUACUCGAAGUGUUUUCAUGUUGAUUUAGCAUUGCAGGUUUUGGAUAGUGAACAUGGUGGUAGUAAUAUUAAUGAUGCUUUUUGUUAUAACUCCGUGUUGAAUGCGCUUGCGGAGUCUUGGCGUUGGGGUGAGGCUGUGGGUGUUUUGGGGAGGAUGGUGAGUGAAGGAGUGGUUUGGGAUAACGUUACUUAUGUUAGUGUCAUGGGACUUUGUGGUCAGAUUAGAGAUUUGCAAUUGGGUUUGCAAGUUCAUGCACAGUUGUUGAAAGGUGGUUUAGUGUUUGAUGUUUUUGUUGGUAGUAUGUUGGUAGACAUGUAUGGAAAAUGUGGCGAGGUUUUGGUUGCGAGGAACGUUUUUGAGGGUUUGAAAAAUCGGAAUGUGGUGGUAUGGACAUCCCUCAUGACUGCUUAUUUACAGAAUGGAGAUUUUGAGGAGAGUUUGGAUCUGCUUACGAGUAUGGAUCGAGAAGGUACUAUGGCCAACGAGUUCACUUUUGCAGUUUUGCUUAAUGCUUGUGCAGGUAUAGCAGCACUCAGACACGGCGAUCUAUUUCAUGCUCGUAUUGAGAAGUUAGGUUUUAAGAAUCGUGUUAUUGUUGGAAACGCUUUGAUAAAUAUGUAUUCUAAGAGUGGAAGUAUUGAUUCUUCGUAUGAUGUGUUCUUUGAUAUGCCGUGUCGAGAUAUUAUCACUUGGAAUGCUAUGAUAUGUGGAUAUUCCCAACAUGGACUCGGUAAACAGGCUUUACUAGUGUUUCAAGACAUGGUGUCUACCGGAGAAUGUCCAAACUAUGUAACUUUUGUCGGUGUUCUAUCCGCUUGUGCUCAUUUGUCUCUCGUAAAAGAAGGGUUUUACUAUUUGAAUCAGUUAAUGAAACAUUUUAAGAUUGAGCCAGGAUUGGAGCACUACACUUGUCAGGUUGCGGUUCUUUGCCGAGCCGGUCUGCUUGAAGAUGCUGAGAAUUUCAUGAAGACAACAACACAUGUGAAAUGGGAUGUUGUUGCCUGGCGAAUUUUGCUUAAUGCAUGCAAUGUUCAUCGAAAUUAUAGCUUGGGGAAGCGAAUUGCAGAAACUAUCUUACAUAUGAACCCUCGAGAUAUGGGGACAUAUACAUUGCUAUCGAAUAUGUAUGCAAAGGCACGUAGCUGGGACGGUGUCACGACUAUUAGGAAAAUGAUGAGGGAAAUAAACGUUAAGAAGGAACCUGGAGUGAGUUGGCUUGAGAUAAGAAAUAUCGUCCACGUCUUUUCUUCAGAUGGAAGCAAUCAUCCAGAGUGUAUUCAGAUUUACGAAAAGGUUCAACUAUUGCUAGAAAUGAUUAAGCAAGUAGGAUAUGUGCCGAAUAUUGAAGCCGUACUGCAUGAUGUGGAAGAUGAACAGAAGGAAAGUUAUCUUAAUUAUCACAGUGAGAAGCUGGCAAUAGCGUAUGGUCUCAUGAAGAUACCUUCUCCGGCACCCAUUCGUGUAAUUAAAAACCUUCGGAUAUGUGAGGAUUGUCACACUGCUGUAAAACUAAUAUCAAAGAUCACACACAGGUUGAUAAUUGUUAGAGAUGCUAGCCGGUUCCAUCAUUUUUGUGAUGGGACAUGUACUUGUGCCGACCACUGGUAG
Lathyrus sativus (Indian pea) is the source of this 2106-nucleotide messenger RNA. NCBI's taxonomy places the organism in Eukaryota, Viridiplantae, Streptophyta, Magnoliopsida, Fabales, Fabaceae. The record is from the annotation of a GenBank genome assembly.